UGUCCGUGCCCGUGUCCGUGUCCGUGUCUGUCCGUGUCCGUGUCCGUGCCCGUGUCCCCGCCGGGCUCGGUGUCCCCGGGGGCCGGAGCAUGGCUUGGGGCGAGCUCGGGCUGCUCCGCUGGCUGCGGGAGAGCCGCCAGUCCCGCAAACUCAUCCUGCUCAUCGUCUUCAUCGCGCUGCUGCUGGACAACAUGCUGCUCACCGUGGUCGUGCCAAUAAUUCCCAGUUACCUUUACAGCAUCGAACACGAGAAAAAUGCCACAGAAAUCCAGACCACUAAGCCUAACCCACCCUCAGCAACGAUGGACAAUUUUCACAGCAUCUUUUCCUACUACGACAAUUCCACCAUGGUCACUGGAAAUGAAUCUGGGGAGAGCCAGCACGGGGAGCUGCAGCCGACCCCGACAGAGCAGAUGGUUGUGAGUGUGACCCCUGCCCCCUCUGACUGCCCCAAGGAUGACAAGGAGCUGCUGAAUGAGAACGUUCGAGUCGGUCUCUUGUUUGCUUCCAAAGCAACAGUGCAGCUGAUGACCAACCCCUUCAUAGGGCCUCUGACAAACAGAAUAGGCUACCAGAUUCCGCUGUUUGCUGGCUUCUGCAUCAUGUUUGUUUCAACAAUCAUGUUUGCCUUCUCUGGAAGCUAUGCAUUACUAUUUAUUGCCAGGUCCCUUCAAGGAGUGGGUUCCUCAUGUUCUUCUGUGGCAGGGAUGGGCUUGCUUGCCACUGUCUACACAGAUGAUGAAGAGAGAGGCAAUGCAAUGGGAAUUGCACUUGGAGGCCUGGCUAUGGGAGUAUUAGUGGGCCCCCCUUUUGGGAGUGUCAUGUACGAGUUUGUGGGGAAGAGCUCUCCUUUCCUGGUGCUGGCAGCCCUGGCUCUGUUUGAUGGAGCUGUUCAGUUACUUGUUCUGCAGCCCUCCAGAACACAGGCAGAAAGUCAGAAGGGGACACCUUUACUGACACUUUUGAAGGACCCAUAUAUCAUUAUUGCAGCAGGAUCAAUCUGUUUUGCAAACAUGGCUAUUGCUAUGCUUGAACCUGCUUUACCCAUCUGGAUGAUGGAGACCAUGUGCUCAAAAAAAUGGCAGCUUGGCGUUGCUUUUCUUCCAGCCAGCAUCUCUUAUCUCAUUGGGACAAAUCUUUUUGGGAUACUUGCGCACAAAAUUGGAAGGUGGCUUUGUGCUUUGCUCGGGAUGCUAAUCGUGGGAAUAAGUAUUUUAUGUGUACCGUUUGCUAAAAACAUUUAUGGGCUCAUAGCACCAACGUUUGGGGUUGGAUUUGCCAUAGGGAUGGUGGACUCCUCCAUGAUGCCAAUCAUGGGCUACCUGGUGGAUCUGCGCCACGUGUCAGUCUAUGGCAGCGUGUACGCCAUAGCCGACGUUGCCUUUUGCAUGGGUUUUGCCAUAGGUCCCUCUGCUGGUGGUGCCAUUGCCAAGGCCAUUGGAUUCCCAUGGCUCAUGACAAUUAUAGGAAUUGUGGAUAUCCUCUUUGCUCCCCUGUGCUUUUUCCUUCGAAGUCCACCUGCCAAAGAGGAGAAAAUGGCAAUACUCAUGGACCACAACUGUCCCGUGAAAACAAAAAUGUACACCCAGAACAACAUCCAGUCCUACCCCAUAGGUGAAGAAGAGGAGGAAUAUGAAAGUGAUGAAUAAUAGAAAAGCCAUAUAAUAUAUUUAGGUGUACAAAAUGCUGUGGUUCAUGUGAAACAUCUCAUCCAGAAAUAGGUUUUAGUUGUACUGUAAAUUUAAUAGUGAAAUUGUCAAAAAAAACCAAAGGUAUAUUAUUUAUUGCCCGUGACUAUACAGCAGACUGCAAACCGCCUUACAGGGGGGAAAGAGCUUUUAUAGACCAUUUGUACAGUGUUACUCUUUGUGUAUUUAAUUUAAUUGAAUAUUAGACUAUUUUUUAUUAAAUGUGUAGUAAAAAUCUGUAUAAAAUGUGAAUUUUAACUAUUUGGUUUUUAAAAUCACCUCCUUGACAGUAUUUCAUACUUUAUUUGGAGUUACAGGUUACUGUCAAACUUGAGUUUUUCUUAUUUAAUUGGAAACUUAAAAAAGCAACCCUCAAAGAAAAGCUAUCCAGUUUGCAUCCUUUUAAGUGCAUUGAGAGGAGAUGGAACUCGGAGUACGGACAGCGCUAUCACUUUUUUCAUCAACUUCAGGUUGUAAUAUAUCUAAAAAACUAAAUAAGAGGCACAACUUCUCUGCCAGUUUAAAUAGUGAGUUCUCCCUGAACCAGCAAUGUUGAGGAAAACAUGGUUGCUAAACAGAUGAGUGUAUUGCUAUUAUUGGUAUUUAACAAAGUUUUAAUUAAGCAGUUGUGCAAUAUGAAGCCCCCCAAACUCACACCACCAGGUAAACAAGUCUGUAUGAACAUGCACUGUUCCUUUCCCUUAGCCGGGAAUGUAACAGCAUGAGGAUAUUUUUAUAUUUCUCUUUUGCAUCUUUCACCAUAUUUCAACUUUAUUUUAGCUGCAUCUACAGUGAGUGGCCAGGAAAAGCUGCAGUAUUACAGUAUUUAGUCGCAGCAUGUACUGAAAGUGAGCUGCGAACUGGAACAGUUCAACUGACUCUUUUACAUGCAUUUAUAUAUACACCUAAAAAUUCAAUGUACAUUUAUUUUGUUAAAUGAGUUCAAAUAUACUCUUUGCUUAAAAAAAUGGAAGCAAAGCCACUUUGUUGCCACUCUCUUAACAUUGGAGGACACAGUCCAAUACAGGUGAUGUAUUGUAUUACUCAGCCCCUGCCUGCACUUAGAAAAAACAAGACUUGGAAAACAAAGCGUUUUAAAAACAAUCCCAAUGUCCUUCUCAGCCAUGGUGUAUCAUUUCAUUUGUAAAAUGAAAAAUCUUUAUGUGCCUUCUCUUAUGUAAUUGCAGAUGUUUUAUGUACUACAGCAUAAAUACUAUGUUUACAUAUAGUUUUGUAAAGCGUAUAUACUAUGGUCAAAAAAUAUGAAAAAUAUAGUGGAUCAAACUUCAAGUAUUGCUCUGUCAAUAAUUAUGCAUUCAGAACACAUCAAAAUAAAGUUAUCUGACAGAAGUUCAUGAUCUAUUGUAAUAAAGUGAGAAAAGAAAAAAGAAUGACCCCCCAGCCCCAUGAUUCGCCUGCAGUGUGCUUUACCAGUGUGAGGGAAGCACUUCUCAGAGCUCCUUCAGACACCAAGGUUCUGUCCUGUGAUGAAUUCUUCACCAAGUAAUAAUUGUGCAGAUCAGUGGCUGUUUACAUUAGGCUCAGAUUUUACUGUGAUUUGCACACUUGGAACUUUGCCCCAAGAGCUGUUAUUCUAUUCCACUGAAGUCUUUUGGUCAACAUCAAAUUGUUAAUCUGCUCAAAUUUGGGACUGAAAUACCAAUGCAAGAAUUCUAAAUUAUUACAGGACGUGUUCAUCUUUUUGCCAGCUGAUCAACAGCGGAUUUCUUGAACUCACAAGUAUAUAAUUCAAACUUAGCAACUCACUUUUUUUUUUUUAAUAAAGCACUGAAAGGCUUUCUUCAUGGCUUUGUUCUGUAUUUUUGAGCACGUCAAAACUAAGGAGUUUGCAUUAAUCUGCAACAUGAGUAUGAGGAGGAGACCCAAGGAGAGAUUAAUGGAUCACAAUCCUCUGCUGCAGCUGGAGCCAGGUUUCUGCUGGGCCUUAGGGAGCAGCAUCCUCCCAUGAUUUGCUGAGAUCAGUGCAGUGCAGUGGCUCCUCUGCUAUUGCUCCACUCCUGCUCCACCAGAAGAUGAUGAUUAAUUAAAAUCCACACAGACACUCUCAUGUUUGGAAUCUCUGGGCCACCUUUCCCCCCACUCCCAAAUAAAAACUUAGCAGUUGUU
Molecule: messenger RNA, 3815 nt
Organism: Poecile atricapillus (Black-capped chickadee)
Lineage: Eukaryota; Metazoa; Chordata; Aves; Passeriformes; Paridae
Gene: SLC18A2
Product: solute carrier family 18 member A2
Exons: 15
Coding region: 90-1649 (519 amino acids)
Biological process (GO): aminergic neurotransmitter loading into synaptic vesicle; transmembrane transport
Cellular component (GO): terminal bouton; synaptic vesicle membrane
Molecular function (GO): serotonin:sodium:chloride symporter activity
Source: RefSeq, a predicted model, not a curated record